Messenger RNA from Nilaparvata lugens (brown planthopper), 2945 nucleotides. RefSeq lists its product as uncharacterized. Lineage: Eukaryota; Metazoa; Arthropoda; Insecta; Hemiptera; Delphacidae. The record is from RefSeq and is a predicted model, not a curated record.
AUGAAGAGCUGGGCGGACGGGAAGGUGCUUGCUGGUUCGCUGCUGUUCACCGUCUCGUUCGUGCAACAGUACUGCGUUCUGGGAGUACAAAUUACUGCACUCCGCGUCCCGCCGGCGGUCCGCAACGGAUCCCGAUCAGUGCUGCUGGACUGCGAGUACUCGCUUCGCCCGGACGAGACGCAGGCCGACUCAGGUCUGGUCGUCAAGUGGUUCUUUAACAAAACACCCUCGCCCGUCUACCAAUGGAUACCAGGCAACAAACCCCAGGAGCUUGGUGUUCUCAGAGGGAGGUUGAAUCUAGAACAUAGGGCUAGCCGGCACCCUGCCACCAUGCAUAGGGCGUUGUAUAUCCUCAAUCCCACCACGGAUUUGGCUGGCGAAUACAAGUGUGCCGUCUCCACUUUCGAUGAUGAGGAUUUCAUGAUCAAGACGAUGAUUGUUUAUGCUCCAGAGCAGAGAAUGGACGUAGUCCUAUCAAAGACGGAGACAGAAGCUGUAAAUGUCACAUGCAAAGCAAAAGGCGUCUAUCCUGAGCCGAAGAUACUCCUUUACAAGGACCCUGAACAGGAUAACAAAAAACGACAGAUGGAUGACGUCACAUAUGACAGCAGACAGCGAAACGGUGCCUAUGACGUGGCUGCCUCGACAAGACUGCAAGACGAAGAGCUCAACACUACAGCGACCAUCAACUGCGAGCUCACAAUCCCCGGUACUGAGUACCACAAAAAGAAAAGCAUAGUCUACCAUCCUGGUCUCGCUCUUGCUUGGACAGAUAGCGGAGGUCACUCAGUGACGUCAUCGCAGUCUCUCUUCUCGUUAGUGGUCGUCACUUCUCUCUUCCUCAUGCGCGCCGUAUCCUGAGUAGAAUGAGGUGGUGGUGGACGAACAGGAGGUGGAGAAGAGUAAAGAGAAGACGGAGGAAAUUGGCUCCACAAUUCAAUGAGAAAUUGCGACAGUGGCGCGGCUCCCGACGACGGUGGACAAAAAAGGAACUAAGAACUCAAAUGGACAAAAUGUGAACUAAAAGUGUACAAAGAGCAUUAUGUUCUGUGACGGAAAAUUGUGGAAGAAAUGCGACGAUUCCCAUAAUAGAGCCAGUACAGUAGCUAGAAAGCUAUUAAUAUAUAUUUUCAGGGAAGUGUUUUUUUAAACAACUGGGAGAACUAAUGAAGAUGUUUUUCGUAUAGUGGAGGGGGAGAAAUAUUAUUUCUUAUUUCUACAAUUGACAGUUGUCCCUUGUGGACGUCAUUGUAAAGAGAAAGGUUGAACGGGUGGAAGGGAAAAAUUACAUCAAUUGAAAAUGUGUCCAUGAGUUUUGAAAAGAACUGUGACCUAAUUUCCGGGAUGAGAUCUUUUCUAAAAAGGUUUCAGAAGGAUGUGAACGAUAGUGACCUACUGACAUCGAGUUCUCAAAGCAUUUUGUGCCAUGUUCAUGUUUAGUUGUUUCUCAGUUGCAAUGUUUAUGUACCAUGUUAGAGUUUAAGAUUCUAUUUAAGAACGGAAUAAAUUCACAAAUCCAUAAUUCAUGAACUGAUAAAUUGAGAUUGGAAUUAAUUCAUUCUCAUGUGUUGUAUUUCAUUCAAAGAUGGUAAUUCAUUAUUUAUGUUUGUUUUCCACAUCAAUUCAUCAAAUUUCUCCAAGGUACAUGAGGUUCAAUAGUUUGCGUCUGUCUAUACUGUAUGCUUAAACUUUACAAAAACAAAAUUCUUAUUGUAUUCGUUUUCAAUGGAUUGAACAAUCAAAGCUACACAAUAUCGUUCUCUCCUAUGAUUUAUUUUUCUUCUAAGCUUAUUUUUGAAAAAGUGUAUUUUGGUUUCUAUAAAACUCAGAGGAGCUAUGUUUUCCUCCCUUGAUCAUAAUAUUAUUCACAUUUUGUUAUUAUACGGAGAAUUAAUGUCAUUUAUGUAUAUUGAAAACAAUGCCAUAACAUUACCUCAUUACUUUUAAUUUUGUGAAAUGUAUGAUUAUCAUGCAUCACGGUAACUGCUUCAUUAGUUUAUAAAUAUUUCAUAAACAUGAUAAUCAUGUUUGUUGUCAUUCUCUACAUCAUAGAAUCGAUCAAUUUAAGUUCAGUUUGUCAGUUUUCAACUCAUCAUCGAAAAUCAUUAACAGAUUAAUUAUUUCAUAGAAAUAACUUGACAUCGAGUAAAUUUGCGAAUCUCCGGCCUUGUGCAUUAUUUUAUCUAGGUAACGCACCAAAAAAACAACCAAAAAUCUAAUUAUAAGAUAGUAAUAAUACUACCUAGUUGUAAUCCAAUUAUAAAUUAAGCACAGGGUUAAUAAUAUAUUUACAAACAAUUCUGAUGUGUUGCGAAACUUUGGAAUUUAUUGUAAGGGGGCCUUCGAACUUAAGUGUUUAUUUUUUACGGUUACCAUUGACGAAUUGUAGAAAAUGGUUGGAAACAAAAUUUUGUACAAUAGUUAUGUUUGAAAUAAAUUGAUAGUGAUUGUGUCAUAUUUUAUCUAUUAAUCAAUCAAUAUUCUUACAAGAAGAACUUUUGAUACCGUAGUAAUCGUUAUUCUCAAUCUGCUUAGAACUAAAUUUCUCCCAUUGCGUUGAUCUUAAUCAAUGCUCUAAUUACCAAAUUUAUCUAACAUUUUGUAUUUUGAGAUUACUAAUAUCGAAGAAAUUAUUUUGAAUUGUGGUUGUAUUCGAAUAUUCAUCUCAAUACUUUCCACAGCAGUUAUUAAAAAUUUAUUAUAAUAUAUUAUUCUGUCAUUUUUGUAAAUAACGUUUAUGUAUUUGACUAGAUCUAUUAUCAUCAUUCUAACUACAGCAUUACCAUUGUUUUUUAGAUGUGAUACAUUUAUUAUAAUAUACGUAUGUAUUUAUUGUAUGUGAUAAUUAUUGUAAAUAGUAAUAUUCCAGGAUAGCUUUAUUUUCCCGUAUGUUUCUAAUGAUAGAUUGUUAUAAAAAUAAACAGGGAAUUUUGAAGAAAAGCUAA